GCAGCGGCGACUCUAAACAUGGAUUCUGUGGACAAACUGGAAGAAGUGGCGUCAAAAGAGACUCUUCAGCAGACUCGGAAGGGGCUGCGAUUCUGGGCCAUAAUGGUCGUCCUCGCUUUGACGAGCCUUCUGACUUCUUUGGAAGCAACGGUCACCUCGACGGUUUUACCGGUCAUCGUCGCUGAUUUGGGCGGAGGCGACAAUUACAUCUGGGUUGCCAAUGCAUACUUUUUAACCAUGGCUGCUCUUCAACCUAUGUUUGGGCAACUCGCUAACGUAUUCGGUCGGAGGUGGCCUAUCAUUUUGUCGACGGUCGCUUUCGUCUUUGCGAGUGGUAUAUGUGGGGGAGCCUCAAACAUGGCCAUGAUGAUCGCCGGCCGAGCUAUACAGGGUGUUGGAGGGUCCGGCGUCGGUGUCCUUUGCGAGAUCAUAAUAUGCGACUUGGUGCCCCUCCGCGAGAGAGGUUUGUACAUGGCCAUCGUGUUUGGCAUGGUCUCUCUGGGAGCGGCACUUGGCCCCUUGUUCGGCGGGCUUAUUGUUAGCUAUAGCAACUGGCGUUGGGCCUUUUACAUGGCUUUGCCAAUCGGCGGUCCCGCACUGGUGCUGUUGGUUGUCUUCCUGCACGUCAAAUACGACAAAUCAAUGACCCUAGCUACCAAGCUUUCCAGCCUUGACUGGCUGGGCAAUGCCGUCUUCAUCGGCGCUUCAACCUCGGUGCUUAUCGCUCUCAGCUGGGCAGGUGGCGAGUAUCCAUGGUCUUCGUAUAAGGUCCUUGUGCCACUGAUAAUCGGCAUGGUCAGCCUGGUAGGCUUCGUUGCGCUCGAAGCGACUCCCUUCACCGCCAACCCAAUGAUGCCCCUUCACCUCUUUGCCAACCGCAUCACAGCGGCCGUUUUCCUCCUCACCUUCCUCCACGGUCUUGUCACCAUGUGGGCCUUCUACUUCCUCCCUGUCUACUUCCAGGGCGUUCUCAACGCAACCCCCUACCGAUCCGGCAUCAUGCUCCUGCCCACAAUCCUCUCUCUGGUCCCCGGCGCCAUCAUCGGCGGUGUCCUGCUCACAAAGCUCGGUCGCUACAAGCCUAUUCUGUUCGUUGCCUUUGCCCUCAUUGUAGUUGGCUUCGGCCUCUUCUCGCUCCUCGACCAGAACUCCUCCACGGGCGCCUGGGUCGCCUUCCAGAUCAUUGAGUCCUUCGGCGCCGGCCUCGCCUUGCCCGUAUUGCUCCCCGCCCUUUUGGCCCCCAUGACAGACAAGGACACCGCCGUUGCCACAGGCACUUGGGCCUUUAUGCGUAGCUUCGGUGUCACCUGGGGCGUUGCCAUUGCUGGUACAAUCUUCAGCAACCGCGCUGCCCAGCUCGCUGGCUCGGGUGCCAUUGGCAGCAACGCCACUGUCACUGCCCAGUUCAUGGCGGGUGGCGCGUACCAGGAUGCCACCGCGAAUUUCCUCGACUCGCUCUCGCCGCAGACACGCGCCCAGGUCGUUGCGGUUCAAAGUAUCGCGCUGCAGCGCUCGUGGCAGGUUGCUAUCGCCUUUGGUGGGCUGGGGGUCAUCGCUGCUGCAGUGGUCAAGGAGGUGCCACUUAGAAAAGAACUUGAUAGUGACUUUGGCAUAACGGAGAAAGACAACUCCAAUGACGAGAUGGCAGAGACCACUGAGAAGGGGGCGCCCAGCGGCCACACCGUGAUAUCUACCUAG
This is a messenger RNA of Talaromyces proteolyticus, 1698 nucleotides long. RefSeq names its product major facilitator superfamily domain-containing protein. NCBI's taxonomy places the organism in Eukaryota, Fungi, Ascomycota, Eurotiomycetes, Eurotiales, Trichocomaceae. Gene Ontology annotation, biological process: transmembrane transport. The coding region runs from base 19 to 1698 and encodes 559 amino acids. The record is from RefSeq and is a predicted model, not a curated record. The transcript has 2 exons. Gene Ontology annotation, molecular function: transmembrane transporter activity.